UGGUUGUGGAAGACUGGCUGUGAAGAGAUUCUAGGGUGGCAGAGGGUUGUGUCCCACUUACAUGACCCUAUCUCUGCCAGCUUGGCAUCCAGGUUCUGCAAUCAGGGCACAAGGAGUGGUACCUGGAGCCUGUGACCUCCCCCCAUGUUGCAGGCCUGCCAUUUGAGGCAAUCUGUCUAUAUCUGCAGGGAUAAACACAGAAUGUGAGUGGUGGAUCUGUUCAACUGAAUGCUCUAUCCAGUCAGCAGGAGCGAUAUUAAUAUUGCAGCAAAUAUGGUGACUAAGAUUGAUUCAGAAUCUGCAGCUUUGACACAAGACAUGGAAGUAGUAAGGAGGGAAUCUUACGAUGAGACAGGAUGCACUGUGACACAGGAUGUUUGCAAGUCUCCGAACCAGCCAGAAUCUAAGCAGGACAAACCAUCUCAUGGACCCAUAAAAAAGAAAUCUCACCCAGGAGCAUCUGAAGGGCGUUUUCGUAAAUCUUCCAAUGGCAACACAAUUAAUCCAGAUCGACUGAAACAAGCAAAACUCUUAGUGGAAAAGGCUAUUAAGCAAAAAAAAAUCUUCACUAUCCAUGGGCCGUACCCAGUGAUCCGCAGAUGUUUACGUAGCAGAGGUUGGGUGGAAAGGAAAAUCCCCAAGAUUUCAAAUGCCUCUCAGAAAAAGGAAAAAGCAUCUGAUGAAGACUUAGACGAAGAUGAUGGAAUAGGAAGUGGCCAUGAUGAGGAAGAUGAGGAAGGUAAUGAAGAUGAUGAGACAGACGAUGAUUCAGACGAUACCUAUAACCUCAUGUCAAGACUUGUCCGCAAUGAAAUCCCCUACUUCAUAUGGACCACGAGAAGGGAUUCGGUAGACUGUCGUUUUUUGAAAAAGGACCAAAUGAUGAACCAUUAUGCCAAGGCUGGAUCCUUCACAACUAAAGUGGGGUUAUGCGUCAAUUUAAGAAACCUUCCCUGGUUUGAUGAUGUAGACUCAGACACAUUUUUUCCUCGUUGCUACAGGCUUGGAGCUGAAGAUGAGAAGAGGGCAUUUAUUGAAGACUUUUGGCUUACUGCUGCACGGAGUAUUCUGAAGUUGGUGGCAAGAUGGGACACAAAGUCUUCGUCCAUUGAAGAAACAAGACCUGAUUGCAACCUUAAUACAAGUAGGAAAUCAGCCCAAAAACAUGGAGGCACAGUACCAACUUGGGUUAUAACGACUGCUCUGCAGGCCUGUGAAUCGUUCCUUAACAGCUUGGAACACAGUGAUAUUGACAAUGAUCUAACAUCAACUUCCACCAUGACAGAUUCAUCAUGGGAGAAAUUCCUGCACUGUUACUAUCAGGUUAUCCACGAUGGUGCAACCAUUGACCAGUCAGAGUGCUAUGUCAAUCAGUGCAAUGAUAUACUGAAUAAAUUAGAAGCAGUGAAUCCACAAUUGGAUAUUGAAGGAAACAGGAACAUUUGGAUUGUUAAACCCGGAGCUAAAUCUCGUGGCAGAGGUAUAAUCUGCAUGGAUCGCUUGGAAGAAAUUGUAAAGUUAGUGAACUGCGAUCCGGUCAUUGUCAAAGAUGGAAAAUGGGUGGUUCAGAAAUACAUUGAGCGACCCCUGCUCAUUUAUGGCACCAAGUUCGACAUUCGCCAGUGGUUCUUGGUUACGGACUGGAACCCUUUAACUAUCUGGUUUUAUCGUGAAUGCUACUUAAGAUUCUCAUCGCAGCCAUUCUCAUUGGAAAGUCUAGACACCUCUAUUCAUUUAUGCAACAAUUCUGUACAAAAGUAUUUUGAGAACUCUCAGGCACGUCACUCGCAGGUGCCAGCUGACAACAUGUGGUCGAGUGAUGAGUUCCAGGUGCAUCUACAGAAAAUAGGAGCAGGCAAUGCUUGGGCAGAGGUGAUUGUGCCCGGAAUGAAGGCAGCCAUUAUCCACGCCAUGCAGAGCACCCAAGAUGUGGUUGAAUUCCGGAAGAGCAGUUUUGAGUUAUAUGGAGCAGAUUUCAUGUUCGGGGAAAACUUUCAGCCGUGGUUGAUAGAGAUUAAUGCCAGCCCGACUAUGGUGCAAUCGACGGCUGUGACAAGCAGACUCUGCGCUGGUGUGCAGGAGGACACAUUGCGCAUUGUAAUAGAUCGCAAGCACGAUCGAAAUUGUGACGUGGGCUCCUUUGAUCUUAUUUAUAAGCAGGCUGCCGUAGAUGUCCCUCAGUAUAUUGGUAUAAACCUGUUAGUGGAAGGAUCCACUGUUAAAAAGCCCCGACCACCAAGACGUCGUAAUAGUAUUAUCAAUAUAGAGAUCCAUCUUCAAGCCAACCAGAGGUCAGUUUCUACUGUCCAAGCAAAAGGUUCACCAGCUGAUAUACAACUGAAGAAUGUAGUUACAUCUGGGACCACUUCAACAUCAAAGUCAAUCAGCAAAAGAAGCUUGCAUACUCUAAAUAGGCCAAAGACCACGGCAGCAGGGAAAGAAAAUAAAGCCACGGCGGACAAAGUUGGCUCUGAAUGUACGGAGGUUUUAAGACUACCUAAGAGUUUUGCAAUAGAGCUCAGGGCUGAAAAGUCAUUGAGUCAUGGCAUUAAGUUACUGAAGAGCGGCGUAACUAGUGUGCCACAAAGCUUAUUCACAGCUCCAAAACUAUCCCGGUCAGAGAAGCCUCCAACUCGUAAACACUCAACAAGACUGCGGCAAGGACAGAGCUUAGAUUUCAAAGUCACCAGCCUUGACUUGGGAGAAUUACAUAUGCUCAAGAAAGCGACAAGAACAGGUUUCCUUGACCCUUGCAAAAUGCCUUGCGUGUUCUGCAAAGGACCAACUCCACUGACAAGCCUCCAUGCUAUAUGCAAUUGUUACAAAAGCAGCAGACAGCCUGCAAAAGCCAUUCGUUUACAGAUGUCUAAAGGAACCACUCUCAGCAAGUUUCAUGGACUUAAUUCGCUCUCAGCACAGGGUACAGCAAUGUUUGCAAACCUGCUGAUCUGAACUUCAGCAAAGGUUUGUAGAACCCCAACCAAAACAAGUCUACGUGCGAUAUUAGACUGGUGUUCUCUCCACUAUGCAAAUCAAUAAACUGCAUUGGGACAGUUUUGUGAAGGGUCAAUGUUCUUUCUUUUUAUGUUUUUCAAGUUUCUAUCAAUUCCUGAUGAAUCCCAGAAAGUGUAAAUCACUUAACUAAGAAUUCCAGUCCAGCUACUUUACCUAAAACUUAGAAGAAUACUGCAGUUUAGUGAGUAACCCUGAGCUGUAUGUUACUAAUUAGAAGUUUCCUUUAGCAGAGAAAAACAUUAAACAUACUUAGAUCAGUCUUCCAGUUGCUGAAUAAUUGCACCAAGGUAAUCUUUUCUGUUUGAGAGAAGAUGUAAUUGAUACAUUUGAAGUUAUGGUAGAACCUUAAAUGGACACUCCAGGCACCCCAACCACUUCUACCCAUUGGAGUGGACUGGGUGCCAACUCCCACUACCCUUAACCCUGCAACUGUAAAUAUUGCAGUUUUCAUAAACUGUAAUAUUUACAUUGCAGGGUUAACUCCUCCUCUAGUGGCUGUCUACUAGACAGCCACUAGAGGGCCCU
Messenger RNA from Pelobates fuscus (common spadefoot toad), 3540 nucleotides. RefSeq names its product tubulin tyrosine ligase like 3 (gene TTLL3). NCBI's taxonomy places the organism in Eukaryota, Metazoa, Chordata, Amphibia, Anura, Pelobatidae. Bases 229 to 2952 code for a protein of 907 amino acids. The transcript has 16 exons. Gene Ontology annotation, molecular function: protein-glycine ligase activity, initiating. The record is from RefSeq and is a predicted model, not a curated record. Gene Ontology annotation, biological process: protein polyglycylation; cilium movement; cilium assembly. Gene Ontology annotation, cellular component: axoneme; microtubule cytoskeleton.